GCCAUCGCCUCGCUGCCUGCCUACCACAGCUUGGGUAACAUCGGGUGAGCUUCGCAAGAUCUGGCUGUUUGGCGUCGGGGGUUACACCAAGUUUGUGUCCAUGGCCAUGCAGCAAGUACCUUCGUCGGCUGCGUGCCGAGCAGAGGGAGGAGGUCAAGAGAAAAGGCAGGCCCGAGGAAUCACGGCUGACGGCAGUGGUCAUGCGACAAGAUUUGUGCAUCUUCCUCUGACAGCAAGGGCACAUCAGCCAGCCAAGCCGUCCGUGCAGGCAGUGUGUGUCGGGGGGUGAAGUCCUGGGGAGGGGCUCGACUUCGUUAGGUUGAUAGCGUGCAGACUCAUGCUGGGUUUUGUAGUCUGGACAUCGAUACACAUAUCGGCCUUAAUGAUCUGUUUCUCUACUCGUCUGGAGACGGGCAAUCCGUUCAUCGACACUCACUCAUUCGUCUCUCUCUCUCUCUCUGUGUAUGUGUGUGUGUGUGUCGAUGUGUGUGUCGAGUAGCACGGUUUGCUGCGGUUUGUGGUUGACGUCGAGGCGAUGGAGUCGAGUGUGCACACGGCCAUCCUCAGCAAGACCAGCUUCGCCCUCUUCUCGGGCACCGUCAAGGACAGGGAAUACGACAUCAAAGACAUCAGACUGCCGCUCGAGACAUUCGGACUCGACAAGUGCUUCGGUCAGCCACACACACACUCGAGAGACGACAAGUGUGCCGAUCUGAGUGAGUUGGCCAUCCAUCCAUCCAUCCAUUCAUCAGGCAUUCGUUUGUUCGAGGGCUUCGCCGAUCUCAUCUGCGCCCCAAACCGAAGAGUCGCACACACACGAGCCACACACACAAUGACGCACCUGCCUCUCUCUCUGUGUGUGUCUUCUCUGCUGCAGACGCGCAACGUGUGGAUGAAUGCGCUGAGCGAGGAGGUGCUGUGUUUCAAGACGGGCGUGAAAGGCUCGCUGCCGCUGGAGCCGGGCCCCGUCCUCGAGGCCGAGGCGACGGGCGUCGAGCAGCCAAGCGGCGUCAACAUCCACGUCGAGGAGAACCUCGAGGGCGAACCAAACAUCAAACUCGACGGCAUCAACAUCACACAACUCGCACAGGUAGCACAUCGACACACACAGACACAGACACACACACACAGACACACAGACACACAGACACACAGACACACACACACAGACACACACACACACAGACUGACGAAGCAAUGUCUCUCUGUGUCUGUGUGUGUGUCGCCCUCAAGGCGGCGGCCAAGGGCGAGUUGGACGACAGUGAGCCCAAGCAGACGAGACGACAGAAACUCAUCGCAACAGAGAAACUCGAAGACCGUACCACACACACACACACACACGAACAAGGUGUCUCGUUGGAAAUGGCUGUGUGUGUCGUGCGUGCAGUCGAUCUGCGCAAGUUGGGUGCGGAGGGCCUCAAGUCGAAGGAGCGGAUGGCGGCGGCGGCCGUCAGGGAGGCGUUGGCCGAGAGAGGCGCAGUCAAACUCCAACAGGCGCCGCAGUUUGGAUACGCACGGCUGACCUCGCCCGCCAACACCGCUGCUUGAGCAAAGAGCAAAGAGCAGAGAAAUGAGGACAAGCAAUGCGUCCAUCUAUGUGUGCGCGGUGUCAAGUGGCUUUGAACGAACCAUACUCCUGAUUGCGAUUGAAAAAGGCCUUGCGCG
Molecule: messenger RNA, 1665 nt
Organism: Vitrella brassicaformis
Lineage: Eukaryota; Vitrellaceae
Source: the annotation of a GenBank genome assembly